AUGGAAAUGAAGAAGAUUGUCUGCGCUGUCCUCUUCGCCGCCGCCUCUGUCAGCGCUGUGAUGGCUCAUGAGGGUCACGACCACGCCCACGCCUACACCCCCAGCCCCGCCCCCGCCCCAGGACCAGGAGGAGCCCCAAAUGAUGCCUGUGCCAGCCUCCCUGUCUUGGGGUCCGUGGUUGGUGCCUCCAUUGUGUCCUUCAUUGCUUACUACAUGCAGUAA
This is a messenger RNA of Prunus mume (Japanese apricot), 222 nucleotides long. Its product is annotated as arabinogalactan protein 23. NCBI's taxonomy places the organism in Eukaryota, Viridiplantae, Streptophyta, Magnoliopsida, Rosales, Rosaceae. The record is from RefSeq and is a predicted model, not a curated record.